Trachymyrmex cornetzi is the source of this 1253-nucleotide messenger RNA. RefSeq lists its product as uncharacterized. The coding region runs from base 193 to 1218 and encodes 341 amino acids. The record is from RefSeq and is a predicted model, not a curated record. NCBI's taxonomy places the organism in Eukaryota, Metazoa, Arthropoda, Insecta, Hymenoptera, Formicidae. The transcript is spliced from 4 exons.
GAUAUUGCACAACACUGAUCACUGUUCUGCGUUCUGCAAUCUGUUGAAUAUAGCUACUUUCAAUAAGCAAAAAAGUUUAAUCUGGUUUAAUCUAAAUUAUUGGAACAUUAGAAUAUUACUCCUUAAAAGUAGCAAAUAUCUAUAAUAAAGGAAAAAGAAGUAUUGUUUAAAUGGUUAAUAGGAAUAUCAAGUAUGAGUUAUUUUAGUGAGUUGCAUCAAUUAUCGGAUAUUUCUAGUAUUUCUACAAUUUCCCAAUCCAGUGACAGAUUAAUUAAUAGAGUAAAUUUAUCGCAAAGUUUGUUAGACAAUUAUUCCAGUGCUAUAAGAAGUAACAAUAAGUUUGUGAUAACCCAGGAAACAACUGCAAUCGAAAAAACGAUAAAGUUAUUAGUAUUAUGCGAAGAAAGUAUAAGUGAACAUGUCAAAAUUAACAUUAUCUAUCAGUGUAUAAAGAAAGCAUCUUUGAAUCCCAAAGAUGUUUUUUCCAAAAGCACAGCUAGCAAAUUACAAAUGUUGCUUUCAAUUCAUGAGCUGGAUAAGUAUAUGCAUCUUCAUUCGACAACAAAAUAUAUGCAAGAUAAAUUGAUACUUUUGGGAAUUUGUGAUUUACCAUCAUGUCACUUAAAUUCUAAUGAAAAAUUAGAAGUAAAAUAUCGCAUCGAGACAAUGUUACGAGAAACAAUACAUGAUACAAUACUGAAAUAUGAAGCCUUAGGAGGAAAUAUUAAGGAAACUUCAAAGAAUGACUGUAAGACACAUAAUCAAUUCUUAGAAUAUUAUGAUGUGCCAGCAGUACAAUGGAAAAAUAAAAUUGAGGAUUUGAUUCUGCAAUGUGAAAAUGACUUGCUGAAAUAUAUAUAUUUAAUAGGCAAGUGGAAUAAGCUGAAAUAUGAAGAUAUGAACCAAGCAUAUUUAGAAAAGACAGGCUAUUUAUUGCUGCAGGCACAAGUUGCAGAGUUGCAAGCAAAGAUAACAAAACUUUCUUGCACAAUCAGAAUGUUCAAAGAAACUUCAACUACUAUUGAUGCUUUUAAAAUGUUACAUCAAUUAGUUGAAAAGAAAUUAAAAAUGGUUACAGAUGUAAUUCGCCAGAAGGAAGAUUUAAAGAAGCUGUACGACAAUAUGAAGGAUACAGAAUAUGAUCAAGUGUUAUUAAUCUACUCACAGCUCUGCAAUGCAAUAAAGAAGAAAAAACAUAUCUUGGAUAUGUUGAAAUAGUUUUAUAAAUAAAUGGAAGAUUUAAUGAUCAAAGC